GUGGAGCUGGUGAGGCCUGGCGACGCGGCCAUCGAGAUCGGCUGCCACGAGGGCAUCACGACCGCGCUCCUGGCUGGCCGCUGCGGCAGCAGCGGCGCCGUCGUCGGCGUGGACCGGGCCACGGACGUGAUCAAGGCGGCCCGCGCCCGCUUCCCCGCGCUCGCGUUCGAGGCCGCGGACGGGCCGGCGGAGCUGGCGCGGCUGCUGGCGCCGGAGGCGGGCGCGGAGGCGGCGGCGACGCCGCCGGCGCCGCUGCUGCCGAGCGGGCGGUGGCCGAGCGUGGCGUUCCUGGACCUCGGGGGGGACGCGCAGCUGUCGGCGGUGCUGCGGGCGGUGGAG
Molecule: messenger RNA, 339 nt
Organism: Prorocentrum cordatum
Lineage: Eukaryota; Dinophyceae; Prorocentrales; Prorocentraceae
Source: the annotation of a GenBank genome assembly